AUGAAACUUUCGGCGCUGGUUUUAUGGCUCAUUUGGGGCCAUAAAAUACUGGCUAAAUCGCCGCAGGAACGGAUCGUAGGUGGUGUGGAACUGCCCAUUCACCUGUCGCCCUGGUUGGCUACAUUGAGUGUGAAUGGAAACUAUAGUUGCAGCUCGGCCUUGAUUACCACUCAGUGGCUUGUGACGGCGGGACAUUGUGUUUACUAUCCGGGCAGAUACAUGGUUCGAGCAGGAUCCGCAUCUGCUGAUGAGGGUGGUCAGGUGAGGGAUGUGGCCAGGAUCAUACUCCAUCCGGAGUUCAAAAUACGAACUUUGGACAACGACAUUGCCUUGUUGAGGACUAGCAAGUCCUUCCGUUUGGGCGGAAACGUUCAACUGGUUAAGCUCCCGCUGCCAGGACUCAAUGUCCUUCCCCGGAAUCUUUUGGUUGCCGGUUGGGGCACAGUAAGUGCCAAUGACAGUGACUCGUCACCACGGCUACGUGGCACUCUGGUGGAGGCCAUAGAUCAGAGACGCUGUCGCCGACUUUACUCCCACCUGAACCGACCAAUUACGGACAACAUGCUGUGUGCUGCGGCCGCUGGAAGGGAUCACUGCUACGGGGACUCAGGAGCUCCUUUGGUGCAUCGCGGCAGCAGCUAUGGGAUCGUGUCCUUCGCCCAUGGCUGUGCUGAUGCACAUUUUCCGGGCGUCUACACCCGGUUGGCCAACUAUGUGACCUGGAUCUUCAACGUCCUGGAAACGGACAAUGAAAUUAACAUAGGUGGCAUGGAGUAA
This is a messenger RNA of Drosophila elegans, 777 nucleotides long. RefSeq names its product trypsin. The record is from RefSeq and is a predicted model, not a curated record. The transcript has a single exon. Gene Ontology annotation, biological process: proteolysis. Gene Ontology annotation, molecular function: serine-type endopeptidase activity. Bases 1 to 777 code for a protein of 258 amino acids. Lineage: Eukaryota; Metazoa; Arthropoda; Insecta; Diptera; Drosophilidae.